AUGGACGGAAAGGAUCCGCAUUGGUGAGUCGCUUUUCGGAAAAAGUUUAUGAUAUUUUUGGAUUACGGUAGCUAAGAGUACUGUAGGAUUCCUAGCCUUCUAGAUUUUUGUUGAAAUUUCAAUUUACAGUACGCUUACUGUAGCUACCAUAUUCAUCCAUAACGGAUACGGUAGCUAGAAUAACUGUAGGGUUUGAAGCGUUCGACAAAGAUUUUAGUUUAAAAUCCUACUGUACAUAGGUACCGUAAGAAGAGUAGAAAAGUGUGAAAUUUGACGUUAAACUACUGUAGGCUUACUGUAGAUCCGAUUUUCAGUCAGGCGCGUCGGGUGGCCGUCGCGGCCGUCGUAAUCUCGACGUCGGCCACGAUCAGCGCCAUGAUCGCGCUGCCGAUGCUCUACUCGAUGGUCAUGAACAUUCAGAGCGAAAUCACCACCGAGACCGGAUUCUGCAUGGUGAGUACUGUACUGAUUUACUACUGUAGUCGGGGGUACGGUAGCCACAAUUAUUUUUAGUGGAAAUUUAUUUUUCGAGUUUUACAAGAAGUUUAGAAUAUAAGAAAGUUUCAAACUAGGAGCUAAUUGAAUGGAUUUGAGAGGUUAUGAUGUUUCAAUUUCUUUCUGAAACAGUGCAUUUUUUCAAUAUUCGAGAAAAAGUUUGACUCAGAAUCCGAAUUGUUGACUGAGAGAGUCCCAUCAAGAAUGUUCUUCUUACUAUUAAUUAUUUCAACUCGAAUUUUGCAGAUGCGCUCGCGUGACAUGCUCAUGAACAUUUAUUCGACGGCCGGCCAGAACCGUGUCAAGCGUGCGUGGCAAUUCGGUUCGUGGGUCCAGGAUUCGGGAGUCGGAGGCGGAGCCGGCGGAUACGGAAGCGGUCCCGCCGACUCGGGAUACGGAGCGCAGGGCACGAACAACGGAUACGGACCAGUGGUGAAUGCGGAGCCGGAGCCGCAGUGCUGCACGUGCCAGCAAGGAAAGGCCGGACCACCGGGACCGCCCGGAGACGACGGAAACGACGGAAAGGACGGAAGCGCGGGUGCGGACGCGAAGCACGGAAAGGACGGAGGAGUGGGGCCAUCGGAAGGACUGCAGAGCGAGCCGUGCGUCAUUUGCCCGCCAGGAGCACAGGGACUCGGCGGAGCGCCAGGAGCCAAGGGACCACAGGGACCACGCGGAUCCCCGGGACUCUCGGGAGUCGACGGACGCCGCGGAGAGCCAGGAAUGAGCGGACCAGCGGGAACACAAGGAGAACCAGGACCACAAGGACCGCCCGGAAAGAAGGGCGACGACGGAAGAGUGAUCAACGUGAACGGACCACCGGGACCACCGGGAGCACCGGGACCGCAAGGAAGAACGGGAGAGCGCGGACCGAAGGGAGUCACUGGAUCCGUGCAUCCGGGAGUUCAGGGACCGGCCGGAGAUCAGGGACGCAAGGGAAGAGCCGGACGGAAGGGAGAGACCGGAGGACAGGGACCGAUCGGAUCCAAGGGACCCAACGGGGACUGCUUCCACUGCCCGACUCCAAGAACCCCGCCUGGCUAUUAA
Molecule: messenger RNA, 1542 nt
Organism: Caenorhabditis sp. 36 PRJEB53466
Lineage: Eukaryota; Metazoa; Nematoda; Chromadorea; Rhabditida; Rhabditidae
Source: the annotation of a GenBank genome assembly